Messenger RNA from Cokeromyces recurvatus, 1113 nucleotides. RefSeq lists its product as uncharacterized. Bases 1 to 1113 code for a protein of 370 amino acids. Gene Ontology annotation, biological process: ubiquitin-dependent protein catabolic process. The transcript has 6 exons. NCBI's taxonomy places the organism in Eukaryota, Fungi, Mucoromycota, Mucoromycetes, Mucorales, Mucoraceae. Gene Ontology annotation, cellular component: COP9 signalosome. The record is from RefSeq and is a predicted model, not a curated record.
AUGCAAACUGACGAAAUAACAGAGCAAUCAACUGAUCCAAUUACUCUUGAUGAAGUCAUUGGUCGUAUUGUAUCUGGCAGAUUUACACAUCAAGAAAAUCUCACCAUGUUAAAUAAAUUAACAACACAACAGCUCACAAGUUAUACACUGGACGGACUUGAUCCACUCACUGUUAUUAAUCCAGCUACAUUUUCAUUAGCCUAUCUCUACUUUAUUACAGCAAGGUGUUUGGAAGCAACUGAAAAUAAUGGAUUACAUUUGUUUCAAAUGUUGCAUCAUUUUAUUCAAGUAUUUGAAGUUGAACAAGUACAAUUAGCACCUUCGCGAUUCUCACUUGUCGGUAAAGCAUUGUUAUAUUUAACUGAAGUUAUGCAAAAGCCUUUAUUACCUCUUCAAACAUUCAAGUUAGCUAUUAAUCGUUUCUCAAAUAAUAAUCUACAUGAAUUAACUUCUCUUCAUGCUCCAUUUCUUCAAGCAUGUAUUUUAGCUAAAGCAUAUCGAUUCCCACUUGAUAUCUUGACCCAAGACAUUGAAAUAAUUGACCCUAAAAAAAACGAUAUUGAUAUUCAGGGCUUCUUGGAAUAUUUUUACUAUGGAGCCAUCAUCUACAUUGGUAAUAAGCGGUUUGGAGACGCUUUAGAUUCUUUAAGUAUUGUGAUUUCGGCUCCUAUACAAAAGGCGAUCAGUGCUAUUCAGAUUGCUGCCUACAAGAAAUAUGUGCUAGUCUCUCUUAUCUGGGAUGGCCGAUUGAGAGCAUUACCCAAGUAUACAGCGCAAGGAGUUGAAAAGAUGUGUAAGAUGCAGGCCACACCUUAUAUCAACCUAGUGAAGGCCUUUCAUGAUACCAGCAUAGAAAAGUUUCAAGAGAUUGUGAACAAGUCAUCUGUCUUUGAAGAUGAUCAGCAUAUAGGGUUAGUCAAACAAUGUUUUGAAGCAUUAAGACGCAAGAAAAUUAAAGAGUUGACGAGGGUCUAUAUAACAGUAGAACUAAAGGAGAUGGCCGAGAAGAUUGGGGAUAUGACAAUAGAGGAACUUGAGUUAAUUCUAAUUGACAUGGUAGUAUCUUAUAUAGCUAUCAUCAAAUGGAAUUUUUUACUUACUCGUACUAUUUAA